This is a messenger RNA of Symbiodinium natans, 450 nucleotides long. The record is from the annotation of a GenBank genome assembly. NCBI's taxonomy places the organism in Eukaryota, Dinophyceae, Suessiales, Symbiodiniaceae.
AUGGAGUGUGUAUGCGCCGCGCUCUACCGUGUGACCUCUGAGGCAGUCUCCAGGAAGCUGCGCCGCACGUGCGUGCUGCACAUGCAGUGGUGCUUGCCCCUGGGUGGUGAUGCCCAUGAGGGGUUCUCCAAUGGCGCAGAGUUGCGCUGCCUGUCUUACGCAGCCUCUGAGAAAGUUCUCCAAAGGUUGCGUGCUGAGGACAUCUCCAGGGGAUUGCGCGCCGCACGUGCGCGCAGCACACGCAGUGGUGCUUGCCCCUGGAUGGUGUUGCCCGUGAGGGGUUCUCCGGUGGCGUAUAGUUGCGCUGCCUGUCUUACGCGGCCUCUGACAAAGUUCUCCAAAGGUUGCGUGCUUCACAUAAAAAGAAGCUGUAAGCUGAUGUCAACCAAGGGGCUCAUGAGCCCUUCUCUCAUGCGUGAGGGUGAAGGUGCUGGUGCCUUGUGUGUGUGA